Messenger RNA from Dracunculus medinensis (Guinea worm), 2454 nucleotides. Lineage: Eukaryota; Metazoa; Nematoda; Chromadorea; Rhabditida; Dracunculidae. The record is from the annotation of a GenBank genome assembly.
AUGUUGUGUGAAUGUAGUGAGAAAGUGUUACCACUUUUGUUGCGUUCUGAUUUUGCUCUAGUUGGCUUGAUUGCUAAUCGUACCAACUAUAUCAGCGAGGCAUCUGAUGAACUUGGAUUGAUUAUAAUGCGAAUUGCCAUUAAAAUACCUGUCUUUGUCCUCCAGGAGAUUGUGAAACAGCUUUCGAAAUGUGCAGCAAAUAUUAAAAUCCAUUGUCAUGCUGUUAGGAUCAUAAGCAAUAUUAUUUAUCCGCUAAUCAAGUAUAAUCUUGAGUUUUUUCAGAAAGAAGCAGAUUUUCUUAUACAAAUUGAAAAGGAUGCUUUACAAGAAGAUUAUCUACAAGGGCGAAUGGUUGGAAACCCAUAUAAAAGUAGUGAUCCAGGAUUAGGUCCUCUGAUGCGAGAUAUAAAAAACAAAAUUUGUCGGGACUGUGAAUUGGUUGGACUUCUUGAUGACGAUAAUGGCAUGGAAUUACUCGUUGCUCGUCAAAUUAUAGCACUCGAUUUGAGUGUUGUGGAAGUGUAUGAAAAUUUGUGGCGUGAUCAGCACGGUCCACGGCCGAUGGUCAUCGUUUAUCGAAUGCGUGGAUUGCUAGGAGAUGCUACUGAACCUUUUAUAAAAACUUUUGCAGAUACCAAAGGGAAGGAAUCAGUAAAUUCUGCUCAAUUGAGAUUAGCAUCAGCUAUAGGUGAUAUAAAGAAUAGUUUUGAGACAAUUCUUAUAUCUUUGGAUACUAUAUCACUUAAUUCCGAUGGUAAAGCCUUGUUGAAAGAACUGCAACGACUUGUCGUAUAUUGCAUUAAGGUGGACAAAAAUCGUAGACUUUUGAUUGAAAGUGGUGGUAUUCGUCGGUUUCUUCAUGUUUUUGAGAUGGCAUUUCGCAGUGUCAUAAAAGAUGAAGAGAUUACAACUAUUGCUUUGCAGUUUCUGGAGCUUAGUAAUUCUCUUUUGACAGACGUUCUUGCUAUGGAUUUAGGAGAAAAGUCUCUUGGAGGUGCAAGCUUCGAACAAAUGUCUUGGUUGCUAGAAGUUUCUAUGAACACAGACAAUAAUAUAUCUGGUCCUCUUUGGGAAGCGAUUACUUCGAUUGUUCCCAAUUUAUGUCUGGGAAAUUCUGAGAGUAUGGAAGCUCUCGUUAAAACUUUCAAACCUUGUUGCCAGUGGGACCUUCUUGAUAAAGAUCGCGCGUUCCGUGAUGAAAUGUCAAAGAAAUUGGAUACUUUAUGUAAGAUAACCAGUGCAAUCGAUUCAUCGGCAUCUGGAUGCAUGCUGAAGAAAAAGAUGUUAGAUGCAGGGUUUAUAACUGAUGCAUGUGAUUAUUUACUCUGCAGUCAUCCUCCUCUUUUCAAUGUUUCUGUGGAAGGACCUGAGUGGAAACAUUUUCUAAGCAAACCUUCACUAAAAUAUAUAUUGAAACUGUUUGCUGGUAUGGCGAAUAAUCAUACUCCUUCCCAAGAAACUAUCGCAACCAAAUCAUUGCCAAUUCUUCAUCGAAUGGAACAAAUCGCAUCCACUGAACAUAUUGGCACAUUAGCAGAAAACGUGAUGGAAGAACUAAAACAUAACUCAUCAAUUGCUUCUGAGAUCGAAAAAGUUCGGCAAGAGACAAAAGCAAAAAAGCGCCAGUUAGCUAUGGCUAUGAGACAAAAGCAAUUGUCAAAAAUGGGAAUGGAAGUUGGCAAAAAAGGACUUGUCACUAUCUCUCGAGCUUUGUUAGAUGAAGCGGGAACUUCUGAAAAUGGUUCAAUAUCGUGCUGUAUUUGCCGUGAUGCUUUAGAUGCCAGCGACAAAAUUAUGAUGGUUUACGCUUUCGCCAUUCGCAAAGAGUUGCGAAAUAGUUUGAGUGGUCGAACAUUUGUAUUUUCAACCGUAUCACAUAUGAAUUUCGUACAUAUGGAUUGUCACUGUACAGCCGUAAGGAUAGCAUCUUCGCGUGAUGAGUGGUCUAGUGCAGCGUUACAUAAUGCUAAUACAAAGUGUAACAUAAUUGUGCCAGUGUGGUCGAAAAACAUCAUGGAUUCGGAAAUGGAGAAUGGUCUUAAGAGAUUGUCAAAUGAUAUUGGAUCAGCGGUUGGAUCUACUUUAGUAAAUAUAGAUACGAUUUCUAUUGAUAUAGCCGAAAUAGUGGAUCGUUUUGUGAAUUAUCGAUCCUUUUCGGAGCAUUCACAUGGUGGUGGUCGAGAAUCAAACGUCCAGUAUCUCAUAGUUCUUCUUCUCUUAACCUAUUACUUGAAAAAAGCAUCAAAUCAUGUUAUGGCUAGCCCAGAAUCGCUUGCUCACUGUAUUUGCAAUCAUUUAAUAACGGCCACGCUGAAUUCCUGGAAUGAAUGUCGUUUUACUCUACUCAAAGAAAUUGCAGACACCAAAAAAAACUGGGCUGAAGCAAAGCAAUUUUUUCUCAUGUGGGCUUUCGUUGAUUACUUUCAAAACAAUUUAUUAAGUGUAAGUGUUUAA